Hordeum vulgare subsp. vulgare (domesticated barley) is the source of this 791-nucleotide messenger RNA. RefSeq lists its product as uncharacterized. The coding region runs from base 4 to 576 and encodes 190 amino acids. NCBI's taxonomy places the organism in Eukaryota, Viridiplantae, Streptophyta, Magnoliopsida, Poales, Poaceae. The transcript has 2 exons. The record is from RefSeq and is a predicted model, not a curated record.
CGAAUGCUCCACCACCGCAGGUGCAGACGAUGCUUCCCGAGCGCGCGCGCGGCAAAGAGGAUGCAGCUCCGCCUCCUCCCGUUCGCCGCGAGCGCCGUGGCCGGAAGGAGCUUCCUCGCCGCGAUCCGUAGGCCGGUGACGGAGAGAAGGACGCGCCUGCUCUGCAACGGGGGCAACUCCUCGUCGUCGUCGUCGGAGAAGGAGGGCGGCGAGGCUAGCCCCGCGGAAGAGGCGCUGCGGCGGCUGGCGGAGCUCGACGCCCAGCUGGAGGGGCUGAAGGAGCCCAAGAUGAGGCCGCCGGCGCCCCCUCCUCCCCCGGAUCCUUUCUUGGACCGUGAUAUGAUAAUACAGCGGGGGCGCCCGAGUGAUGAGCUCCCAGAAAUGACCCCGGCCUACGUGACGUUCUCCACUCUAGCAAUCUUCAUCAUCACCAUCUUCACCAACGUGGUGUUCAACCUGUACAUCAAGCCCUCCGUGGACGGCGCCGAUCAGCCGGUAAGGAUCCAGAGAGUGCCCCUGGCUGAUCCUAGCUUCCAACAGGAGAGUGCCUCUGGCAAUUCUAGUGGUAGCUCGUAGACAUAUGUGCAUGACACGAUACUACAGUUUGAUAGAUGGAGUGGAAGAAGGGCUGGGCUGUGCUUCCCAGGUUAACUGAAACCCAUGUGCCUCGUAUUUGCAUCAUGAUGUAUCUAUCUAUCUAAAACCCACAUGCUCUAAACGAGCUACGUUUUGCUGGCCUCGACCUUGAGGGUUCCAUUAUGGUGUAUAAAGAUUAAAGCGUUGCACAUGCA